Molecule: messenger RNA, 2408 nt
Organism: Myodes glareolus (Bank vole)
Lineage: Eukaryota; Metazoa; Chordata; Mammalia; Rodentia; Cricetidae
Gene: Lgals12
Product: galectin 12
Biological process (GO): intrinsic apoptotic signaling pathway
Cellular component (GO): cytoplasm
Molecular function (GO): lactose binding
Source: RefSeq, a predicted model, not a curated record
UGCAUUCAAAGCUGUUGCUGAGUACCACGGCUGGGGGCGGAGCAGGGGCUGAUAUGGGUCCUAGAAGUGGACCACUGACCUUCCCAGGUCUGCUCCAAAAAGCAUUAGGACUCCAUAGGGAACAGGUGAGACUAAGAGCUUGAACAGCUGUUGCAGAGGCUGAAGACCUUGCCUGGAAAAUUUCGGUGGGGGACGGCGCUGCUGGAAUCAGGAUUGGCCGCUGAGUUGGAGUUGCCCCGCCUGCUCCCAUGUCCGCGGCUGAACACCUGGACCCGAUUCCUGACAGCUUCAUCCUGCAGCCACCGGUCUUCCACCCGGUGGUUCCCUAUGCCACAACAAUUUUCGGUGGCCUGUAUGCAGGCAAGAUGAUCAUGCUGCAGGGUGUGGUCCCUCUACAUGCACGCAGGUUUCAGGUGGACUUCCAAUGUGGGUGCAGCCUGCACCCUCGGCCAGAUAUUGCCUUCCACUUCAACCCUCGCUUCUACACUGUCAAACCCCAUGUCAUCUGCAACACCCUCCAAGGUGGAGUCUGGCAGAAAGAGGUCCGGUGGCCUGGUGUCACCCUGCAGAGAGGGGCUAGCUUCCUCGUCCUCUUUCUCUUUGAGAACGAAGAGGUGAAGGUGAGUGUUAAUGGACAGCAUUUUCUUCACUACCGCUACCGGCUCCCGCUGUCGCGUGUGGACACCCUGGGCAUAUAUGGUGACAUUUUGGUGAAGGCUGUUGGAUUCUUGAACGUCAAUCCAUUUGUGGAAGGCAGAAGAGAGUAUCCAGUUGGAUAUCCCUUCCUGCUGUAUAGCCCCAGACUGGAGGUGCCCUGCUCACGAACUCUUCCUCGGGGUCUCUGGCCUGGGCAAGUCAUCAUAGUUCGAGGACUGGUCUUGCAAGAGCCGAAAGAUUUCACCCUGAGCCUGAGGGAUGGGACCACCCGUGUUCCUGUAACACUCAGAGCUUCCUUCACAGACAGAACACUGGCCUGGGUCUCCUCCUGGGGGCGAAAGAAGCUGAUCUCAGCCCCCUUCCUAUUUUACCCCCAGCGAUUCUUCGAGGUACUGCUUCUGUGCCAGGAGGGAGGGCUGAAGCUGGCACUCAAUGGGCAAGGGCUGGGGGCCACCAGCCUGGACCAGAAAGCCCUGGAGCACCUACGGGAGCUCAGGAUCAGUGGAAGUGUCCAUCUCUACUGCGUCCACUACUAAGGAGGACUCCAAGGGCACCCCCGUCAGAGAAGAGGAAGGGCAGCUGCAGCCAGGGCUCCACAGUCCAGCCUCACUCUGCCAUCCUCACUGGACCAUUGACCCGUCAUCACCACGUCAGGCCUAUCACAUCAGGUCACAAGCUUGAGUCUACAAGGGCAUCAGGGCCCCACGACUAGGGAAGGCUUACAGCUCUGUGCCUCUUCUACCAGGAGUUUGGUAACUCUAUCUUCCUAGACUGUACUCAAGGGGGACAAACUUUAUAGCCUCACAAAGACACACACACACACACACACACACACAUUUAUUGCAUUUUAAUCAAUUCUGAAAACAAGGGUCCAGGUCAGUGUGGUGUCCCUGCACUCAUCUUCAGCAUUCAAACUCUGCCUUGGUUCUCCUUCUACCACUCCGUGGAGCCGUAGGGCUGAAACUCUAUCCAGGCCCAGCCACUGAGAAGGCGAAUAGAGUGUGAAAAGAUAGCUCCAGACCUAUGAUCAACACAUCCCAUCUAUCCUCACAUUUCCAUUUUCACUCAGAUUUUACAAUUGCUCAAUAGUUUGUGAAGUCUUUGCCCAAAGUAACAACCACCCCAGUUGCUUGCACAGUUUUGGCUAAAGGAAAAUAGCCACAUUCCAGAAAAACACACUGAUAAUGAGGUCACGUUUUAGUCACCUAGCCAUGUAAACAACAGUGACCACUCAUAAAAUUAUAAAAAUAGUCUAGGUGGGUCAGCGGCUAUGCCGUCUAUGUUUGUAUAAUAUACUCUGGGAUAUUCACAUAAUGACAAAAUGGUUUAAUAAUGAAUUUCUCAGAAUUUCUCCCUGUCAUAAAAUGAUACAUGACUUAGCAGAAUGAAAAAAGGAAGACUGUAGAUGGUUUGAUUUGUUCUAUUCCUGGAAAUAGAAUCUGGGCUCACCUUACAAUGGACUUCGGAUUAUAUCGCUUGGAAAUGUUUCUGUGAUACCAUUUACAUGCCCAUAGCUGUGACAAGUCACUGGGUGGAAGAUGCUGAUGAAGGAUUCGCUAUUUUAUAACUUUAUACUCUAAGCAGAGAGUCAUUUUCUUCCCUCAUCCAUUUACCAAGAAUGAUCAUACAUCUAUCAUGAAAAAAAAACUCAAUAAAUAUGGGGGGAGUUACUUUUACUACCAAUAUGCCUUUAUUAUAAUCCAGGAAAAGCCAGGCGGUGGUGGCGCACACCUUUAAUCCCAGCACUUGGG